This is a messenger RNA of Myodes glareolus (Bank vole), 2074 nucleotides long. Its product is annotated as olfactory receptor 13A1-like. The record is from RefSeq and is a predicted model, not a curated record. Gene Ontology annotation, cellular component: membrane. Gene Ontology annotation, biological process: G protein-coupled receptor signaling pathway. Lineage: Eukaryota; Metazoa; Chordata; Mammalia; Rodentia; Cricetidae. Gene Ontology annotation, molecular function: olfactory receptor activity; G protein-coupled receptor activity.
CUCAGUGUUUGUCAAUCAGAAAUUGUCAUUGUGUGGACAAUAACGGCUGUGGAAGGGAGGGGACAACUGGGUUUCCAGCACUGUCGUAGGCACAAUGCUCCUAGGGGGCUGAUAAGUGGAGCAUAGACAGGCCUCGAGAGGGAGAUGCUACAAUCAACCCAUAUGUUCAAGAUGAGGGAGGAACAGAUGUCCCUCUUGAUCUAAAUCUACAGGGUGAAAGUUUCUAGAUAGGAAAUAAAAGGUAAAUGAAAUAUCUGUGAUUUCAAAUGAUAUGAUAUAGACAAUAAAGGACAAGAGGCUCCCAUGAAGGAAAUACACUCACUCCUUUCCUUUCUGACAGCAGAGAACCUUGAGAUGACCAAGUAUGGAAAGCCUACUUUGAAGUGGUAAACUGGUGCUUCCUCAGAACCCAGCAGACACAGCAGUGGACACAUACUCUCCAUCAUGAUGUUGAGUCCCAACCAGACAAUGGUGACAGAGUUUGUGCUGGAAGGGUUCUCAGAGCACCCUAGUCUACGACUGCUCCUGAUUGGCUGCUUCCUGACUCUCUACACAAUGGCUCUAACAGGCAACAUUGUCAUCAUUGCUUUGGUCACUUCCAGCACUGGGCUCCACAGUCCCAUGUACUUUUUCCUGUGCAACCUGGCCACCAUGGAUAUUGUCUGCACCUCCUCUGUGCUGCCCAAGGCAUUGAUUGGUCUUGUGUCUAAGGAAAACACCAUCUCCUUCAAGGGGUGCAUGACCCAGCUCUUCUUCCUUGUCUGGUCUGCAUCCUCUGAGCUGCUGUUGCUCACAGUCAUGGCCUAUGACCGUUACGUGGCCAUCUGCCAUCCCCUGCACUACAGCUCUAGGAUGAGCCCACACCUGUGUGGGGCCCUGGCCAUGGCUGUGUGGUCCAUCUGUGCUCUGAAUUCAUCUGUCCAUACUGGCCUGAUGACACAGCUGUCAUUCUGUGGCCCCAACGUCAUCACCCACUUCUUCUGUGAGAUCCCCCCACUUCUCCUCCUCUCCUGUAGCCCCACACGUAUUAAUAGCAUUAUGACUCUUAUGGCAGAUGCCUUUUAUGGAGGCAUCAACUUCUUCUUCACCUUACUCUCCUAUGGCUGCAUCAUCGCCAGCAUCCUGCGCAUGCGUUCUGCUGAGGGCAAGAGGAAGGCCUUUUCUACCUGCUCCUCCCACCUCAUCGUGGUCUGUGUGUACUACUCGUCUGUGUUCUGUGCCUACAUCAGUCCUGCCUCCAGCUACAGCCCAGAAAGAAGCAAAGUGACCUCGGUGCUGUACUCAGUGCUCAGCCCAACCCUGAACCCCCUCAUCUAUACACUGAGGAACAAGGACGUCAAGCUGGCCCUGGGGAGACUCUUGCCCUCUUUCUCACAUUAAGUGAAUAUGUGAAGGAUAUUCUGCUAGCCUGGACUGUUUCUAGACAUGCUUUCCUGAGAGCAGCCCCAUGGAAAGGGGGUAUACCUGUUGCUGUUUUAGAAAAACAUUCUCUGAUGCAAGGACUGAACAAUUCUACUUACUGUAACAUUUAAAGAAAGACAAAAUUCUUUAGAUGUAAUGCAAACAAACAAAAAAAACCACAAGUUUUAUCUCCUAACUAGCACAACCCAUUUCAAAAGUAAAUUUUAUGUAAAUGGAGAUUUCACUUUCCUAGACUAGAAGAUUUAAGUAGGUGACAAUGGUGAUAGUCACAAAACAAAGCCCUUUUCUCCCGUAGCAACCGGUAAACAUUAUGGGACUAUUCAGAACUAUGGCUAAGGAUCUAGACUUCAAGGAAACUUGAAGGGACAGAAUGGCCCUAGUGUCUCGGGAAGUCCAAAGCUGAGUGGCUCAGGUCCUCCAUUGCACAUCUUCUCCCUGAGCUGUGGAAGGGAAAGGUGGGAGGGAGAAGGAGGAAAUCUAUGGAGCAGAGAUUAAGUUUCAAAAAUGAACUCACAUGUGUGUGCCAGCUUGCUUAUGACAGUGAUGGUAACUGAACUCCUGGUAAAGAUCAAUUAUUUCCCACAGUGUGUUUGGGGUAAGGGAGAAGAAUGUCUACAGGCAAAGGGUGAAAUGGAACUCUCUCUAUGAAAGA